Rhineura floridana is the source of this 771-nucleotide messenger RNA. Its product is annotated as protein FAM13B-like. Gene Ontology annotation, biological process: signal transduction. The transcript is spliced from 6 exons. Bases 1 to 771 code for a protein of 256 amino acids. The record is from RefSeq and is a predicted model, not a curated record. NCBI's taxonomy places the organism in Eukaryota, Metazoa, Chordata, Lepidosauria, Squamata, Rhineuridae.
AUGGAUACCCAGCAAUCAUUAUCCUCCAUAGAAAUUAAGCAGAACAGAAAUAAAGUUGGGCCACAGCCUCAGAGAAUCUUUGGCGUUCCCCUUGACUACUCAGCCCAAGAUGCACCUCACCAUCAUGUUCCUUCAGUUGUCAAACACAUAGUGGGAUAUUUAGAAGAGUUUGGACUGAAUCACAAAGGCUUAUUUCGGAUCAGUGGCUCAGCAACCAAAAUCAAAGCGCUGAAGCAGAAGUAUGAUCAAGGAGAAGAGGUGGAUCUUGUUAAUGAAGGAGAUGUCAAUUCCAUUGCCAGCCUUCUUAAACUCUUCCUGAAUGAGCUCCCAGUUGCUGUUUUCCCUGACAAUCUGUGCACCGAUAUUUUAGCCACUUUUGAAGAUAAUAUAAACCAUAUGGCAGAAUGCACAAGAUGUCUAAAACGGCUAUUAAGCAACCUGCCAAGAGCCCACUAUAGCCUUUUCCAUUUCCUUACUAGAUUUCUGGUCAAGGUGGCAUCGUAUAGUGAUGUGAAUCAUAUGACAAUGGAGAACCUAGCCAUUGUUUUUGGCCCCACCCUUUUCCGAAUUCCUUGCAGUCCUUCAGCUGGUGAAAAGCAAACACUUUGCAAUGCCAUUCUCCUGCAUUUUCUCCAGCACUACGAAGAGCUGUUUGUGGACUGCCUUGAGAGCCAUUCCUCAUUGGUGGAGGCAGAUGACCCUCAGAUUCUAUCCCCUACCCUGCUGUCCCAAGGGUUGACACAACAGACAGAGGAAAUCCAUCAUCCAUAG